Messenger RNA from Populus euphratica (Euphrates poplar), 1584 nucleotides. Its product is annotated as geraniol 8-hydroxylase-like. Bases 11 to 1570 code for a protein of 519 amino acids. The transcript is spliced from 2 exons. The record is from RefSeq and is a predicted model, not a curated record. Lineage: Eukaryota; Viridiplantae; Streptophyta; Magnoliopsida; Malpighiales; Salicaceae. Gene Ontology annotation, molecular function: heme binding; monooxygenase activity; oxidoreductase activity, acting on paired donors, with incorporation or reduction of molecular oxygen.
GUUUUUUUCUAUGAUCUGGUUUACAUUGAAGUACAGACAAUCUCCCAAAGUGGCGUUAAAGAGAGAGAUGAACUUCUUUAUCAGUUUUUUGCUGUACUUUCUUCUGCCCUUUGCCGUAAUUCAAUCCCUUGAUUAUAUUUUAAGAAGAAGCAAAAGAAAAUCAGGCAAGCUUCCACCAGGUCCAUCGCGUUUGCCAAUUGUAGGGAACCUCUGGGAUCUUGGUGAUAAACCCCACAAGUCCUUGGCUAAGCUUGCCAAGACUCAUGGCCAAUUGAUGAGUCUAAAACUUGGGCAAGUAACCACUAUUGUAGUAUCUUCAGCAGCAAUGGCCAAAGAAGUCCUCCAAAAGCACGACCUCACCUUCUGUAAUCGGACCAUUGUCGAUGCAGUUCGUGCUUUAGAUCAUCACGAAAGUGGUAUAGCUUGGUUGCCGGUUGCAACGCGCUGGAGAAACCUUCGCAGGAUAUGCAACUCCCAUAUUUUUACCGCGCAGAAGCUCGAUGCGAACCAGGACCUUAGGCGUAAGAAAGUUCAAGAUAUCCUAGCGGAGGUUCAAGAACGUUGCCUUGUAGGUGAGGCAGUGGACCUUCGCCACGCUGCUUUCACAGCUACACUUAAUGCAUUGUCCAAUACUGUUUUGUCACUGAAUUUGACCGAUUUGAGCUCAGAUAUUGCAAGGGAGUUUAAGGAGCGUAUAAGCUGUAUCAUGGAUGAGGCAGGAAAACCGACCUUGGUGGAUUAUUUUCCUUUACUCCGGAGGAUUGAUCCACAAGGUAUAAGGCGUCGCAUGGCAAUUCAUUUUGGAAAGGUACUUGAUCUCUUCGAUCGUUUAAUCAUUGAAAGGCUGCAGUUAAGAAAAGAGAAGGGCUAUAUCCCAUUGGAUGACAUGUUAGAUACUCUUCUCACAAUCAGUGAAGUGAACAAUGAAGAGAUAGAUGCAACUCGUAUAAAGCACUUCUUUUUGGAUCUCUUCGGCGCUGGGACUGAUACGACUUCAAGCACACUAGAAUGGGCAAUGGCAGAACUCCUCCACAGUCCCAAGACUUUAUUGAAAGCUCGAGCAGAGCUGGAGAGGACGAUUGGCGAGGGAAACCUGCUUGAGGAAUCAGAUAUCACUCGGUUACCUUACUUGCAAGCAGUUAUUAAGGAAACCUUAAGGCUGCACCCAGCAGUUCCUUUCUUACUCCCUCACAGAGCAGGAGCAGAUGCAGAAAUAGGUGGCUUCACGGUCCCAAAAAAUGCACAGGUACUGGUCAACGUCUGGGCCAUAGGGAGAGACCCAAGCAUGUGGGAAGAUCCAAACUCAUUUGUUCCAGAGAGAUUUUUGGAUUCUGGUAUUGAUCACCGAGGCCAGAAUUUUGAGUUUAUUCCAUUCGGUAGCGGAAGGCGAAUGUGCCCUGGAUUACCAUUGGCUAUGAGAAUGCUACAUUUGAUGUUGGGUUCGCUUAUUCUAUCGUUUGACUGGAAGCUUGCAGAUGGGGUCACGCCAGAGAACUUAAACAUGGAUGAUAAGUUCGGCCUCACCUUGCUGAAGGCUCAACCACUGCGAGCCAUUCCAAUAAGAGUGUGAUAUAAUCUUUGAAG